GCUCAGUGUGAAAUUCAGUUGAAAACUCGAUCUCAACGUGAACAGAUCAACAACAAGCUCCAAUAUAAAGUCAAAAUUAGCCCUCAAAGCUAGAAAUUUAACAAGGCAAAUUUUACAGCAACUAAAAGUCAAUCAAAUUGUGUGUUUAAAUUUAACAAAAGCAAAGAAAUAUUUGUUUGGCUGUAAGAAAGAUACAUUUGAAUUGCAAGAACUAUUUGAAAUUUGUGUGCGUUUAAAAAGCAUUCGCUAGAAAAUAAUUUGAAAAAAAUAUUUUUACAACAACUACUAAAUACAACAAAAAUAAAAAAAUGUGCUCACUAAAAGUGUGUUUAGUCUUCAUUGCUGCAGUUAUUGCCAUCAGCUGCAUUAGCAGUACAAAUGCUGCUGUCUUCACACAACCCGCUGCCUUCCAUCCUGCGCAUCCUGGAAAGUGCUUCGACAAGAUCACCCGUCGUGCUAUGCUGCCGAACAAGGAAUACAAGCCGAAAGGCAUUUGCGCUGUCAUGACAUGCGACAUAUUCCGCCAAACGAUCAAUAUUGAGACGUGCCCGUACGUGGAGAUGCCCGGCUGCGAAGAGUUGCCCAGCGAUCCCAAUUGGGCGUUCCCCAAGUGCUGUGCACAAUUCAAGUGUAUGGACUUCAAGACCGGCAAGGAGUUCAUUGUGUCGGCGUAGGGAGGUCAUUAAGCUGAACUAAGCGGCACAAUAUAACUAAAUAAGAAUAACAACAAAAUAAUAAUAAUAAUACUCAAGUGCCGCAUGCCACGCGUUGAAGGCCGGGCAGGAAGUAUUCCAUGCCGAAGGGCUGCACGGAUGAAGGGAGCGGAGGCAGGUGUGCGCGUGCGGCGCGAAAACGUGAUUUUAUGCUUUUACUUACCAUUACUACCUUUAAACUACAAUUAAAACUGCAAAGUACUAUUUUUAAAUGUGUGAAUCGUCUACGAGGGAUGCGUGUCGGCAGCGUGAAAGCGCUUUUCAAAAGCCCUUAUACUCAUUAAAAAACUUCAUUAGUGUGUAAGAUUAUUUAUUGCAAAAAAAAAUCAAAAAUCAAAAAAACAAAAACAAAACAAAUUGUAAAUACUCGUCUUCGCCUAAAUUGUUUAGAAAAAAUAUUUUUGUUAAUUUUAAUUUGUAAAAAAAUAAUUUUUGUUAAUUUUAAUUUGUAAUUUUCUAAUUUUUAAUUAUGAAUUUCUUUAAUUUUUUCAAAUGUAAAAUUAUUUUUAUUUGCUAAAAUGUUAAUUUUAUUAUUAAUUUUUUUGUAAUAAUUUUUUUUUUUAAUUUUAUUAUUUUUUUUGUAAUUAAUUUUUUUUUAUUUUUUAAAUUUUUUAUUUGUUAUUAAUUUUCUUAAACUUUAAAUCUUUUUAUUUUUGUUACUUAUCUACCUUUAUUUGUAUGCCUGUUCGCAUGUUUGUUAAUAAUUAUAAGUUAAUUAUGUAAAUUCUUGUAAAAAAAAUUCUCAAAUCAUUAAUUAUGGGUUAGCGUUCUUGGCUUGCCCAUUUACUUUUAGCCUUAAAACUGUAUUAAUUAUAGUAUUUAUUAUAUAAGAUUUGGAAAAGAUGAAUUGAAAUUAAAAAAAAAAAAACAAAAU
Zeugodacus cucurbitae (melon fly) is the source of this 1587-nucleotide messenger RNA. RefSeq lists its product as uncharacterized. The transcript is spliced from 2 exons. NCBI's taxonomy places the organism in Eukaryota, Metazoa, Arthropoda, Insecta, Diptera, Tephritidae. The record is from RefSeq and is a predicted model, not a curated record. The coding region runs from base 309 to 674 and encodes 121 amino acids.